Messenger RNA from Amblyraja radiata (thorny skate), 1013 nucleotides. RefSeq names its product 5-hydroxytryptamine receptor 1E. The record is from RefSeq and is a predicted model, not a curated record. Gene Ontology annotation, molecular function: G protein-coupled serotonin receptor activity. NCBI's taxonomy places the organism in Eukaryota, Metazoa, Chordata, Chondrichthyes, Rajiformes, Rajidae. The transcript has a single exon. Bases 1 to 999 code for a protein of 332 amino acids. Gene Ontology annotation, cellular component: plasma membrane. Gene Ontology annotation, biological process: adenylate cyclase-activating adrenergic receptor signaling pathway; positive regulation of MAPK cascade.
AUGAACAUCACCGACUGCCCGCGGGGCUCUGGCCCAGAACGGACAAAGUCUUUCGCUGAGAAGACGGCGGUCGCUCUGACCCUGUCCCUGGUCAUGAUACUGACCGCAGCGCUGAACGGGGUGGUCAUCGCUGCCAUCUCGCUGACCAAGAAACUCCAUCAGCCGGCCAACUACCUGAUCUGCUCGCUGGCAUUGACGGACCUCCUGGUUGCCCUGACGGUGAUGCCCCUCAGCAUCCUGUACAUCAGUGCCGAGACAUGGCUCCUGGGACAGGCCGUCUGCCAAGCCUGGCUUAGCUUGGACAUGACCUUCUGCACCUGUUCCAUCCUCCACCUGUCCGCCAUCGCCCUGGACAGGUACUGGGCUAUCACCGACGCCGUACAGUACUCACGGAGGAGGACGGGCAGAAGGGUGGCAGGCAUGAUACUUGCAGCCUGGGUCCUUUCCGUCUCCAUAUCCAUGCCGCCCCUGUUCUGGAGAAGCCGGAUGGUCAAUGGGACAAUGGAGCAACAAUGUACCAUCAGACAUGACCACGCAAUCUACACCAUCUACUCCACGUUUGGAGCUUUCUACGCCCCGCUGGGCUUGAUCCUUAUCCUCUACUACCGUAUCUACCGUGCAGUCAGGACUCUUCACCGCCGGCGAGCUUCCAGCUGCAAGUUGGCUCACACCUCUUGCCCGUCAGAGGCGCCGCAACCGGGUAGCCAGCUGGGCCGGGAGAAGGGGGUCGGCGAGCAGCUCGUGUCCAUGGGGAGGGAGCGCCGGGCGGCCAAGGUCCUGGGUCUCAUCCUGGGCGUCUUCGUUCUGUGCUGGCUGCCCUUCUUCGUUAAGGAGCUGCUGGCCGGGAUGCAGGUUUGGGCCGCCUCGCCCACCAUGGGCGACCUGCUCACCUGGCUGGGCUACCUCAACUCCCUGGUCAACCCCCUCCUCUACACCAGCUUCAACCAGGACUUUGCAACUGCCUUCCGCAGGAUGGCCAGCUGUGGGAGGUACGGAUAGCGCUCGGAGAAAGC